CCAUCAUCGUCGCUAGCCCUUCCGGCCCUCCUCACCUAUCAAACGGCCGCCAACGCAUGCGUAGUGGGCCUUCCAUAGUCGAUACAUACAUACAUAGAUUGAUAGUACGGCCGCAGAGCCCCAACCACACGACAAACCACACCCCCAGCCCGCCACCAAGGGAAAAGAGUAGAAGGACAGGCCACAGCCAGUGCGUCCAAUCUCGCUCGCCGUCACGCUCAGACGCCUCCUCCGCCUUGCCGCUCCUGCUUCCUCGCUCACUCUCACACUCACAUUCUCCUUCUCUCCCAUUCAUUUUCCUUUUGCCGCAUUUCCUCACCUACAGUCAUUCGUUCCAGCGUCCCCAUUGUCAGCGCCCUCCACACCUCCAGGCACCGCCAAGUCUUGCGCCGCCAAUCGGCUAUCGCAACACCCUCCCCUGCCUGCUUGUCCUGCACGCACGCCUUCCCGUCCUGUCCUGCUACCCAUCGCUCCUGCCUUUGCCACGGACUCCUGCAGCGUGCCUUCCUUGUCAAUCCCCGGCCCUACCACCAUUGGCCAACGCGCCUGCCAUGAGCCCGCGUCCCCAGUAGAGACCGCCGGUGCCCCUUCGUCUGUCUGCUUCCCCUCUGCUUGGACACCGACACACCAUCUCCAACAACACCACCACCCAUAAUCAUCAAUUCAUCGACCUCGUCGUCGCCGCUCGCCGCUCAUGGGGGAUCUCUCUUCCUCAUUGCUGGCGUCGCGCGCCGGCAGGCUCGCCCUUUCGCUCCUUUUGGCUUCGCCCUACUUAAUACCCGCCGCCAGCGCCUUCACACUCACUCCCGUACCACUUCCUAAUCUCGACCUUGCGCCCCUUGGCCGCGUCGCCUUCGCCGGUGACUUCGACUCGCUGUCGCUCUACCAAUUCGCCGAACAGAACGAAACCUCCGAUCCCGCCAAUGCCAUCUACCAACGACUGCCCACCGGCGUCUUUGCCCCCAUCAAGAAUCCAGAUACCAAGCAGGCCCUCAACACCGAUGGCGAUGUCAAAGCCAUGUGCGCGCUCCGUCGCGGCAACGAACUCCGCGGCUUUGUAGUUGGCGGCAACUUUACGAGCGUUGACGGCGUCAAAACUCCCGGAGGUAUCGCUAUGCUCGACGCAAACACCGGCCAACCCGCCCCUCUGGAGGGACUGACGGGCUCUGUCAACGCAUUGCAUUGCGAUUCCGACCGCAGCCAGGUCUACGUAGGAGGCGAGUUCACCGGUGGAAACUCCAAGAAUGCUAUUAUCUGGAAAGAAGACUGGACCAACAUGCCCUUUGAGGGUUUUAACGGACCCGUCAACUCCAUCACGGAAGCCCCCAACGGCAAAAUCAUCUUCGGUGGCCAGUUCGACGGCCUCGGCAAUGGAACAUCUGGCGGUGCGCCUCAGAACAACACGCAAUCGCUGCCCGUAGGAUCCGCCAACAUCACAGCCCAGACAAGCUCUGGACAACCCGGCUUCACCAACCCCAAGACCAUUGCAUGCAAAGCCAACCCCGAAACCGAAGGACCUGAUUCUACCUGGCUACUUGCAGAUGAUACUGCCGGCUUCUGGAGGGCUGAUUUCGGCUUCGGCUUCCAGCCCACCAAGCUCAGACUCUUCAACACCAAACUCGACGGUCGCGGAACCAAGACCUGGCGCUAUACCGCCUUGCCCGAUGGCGGCAUCAUGAAUUUCACUUUCGUCGAUCCCACCACGAAGCAACAGACUUUCUGCGAUGCCCUCUGCCCACUUCCCGAAGGAAACACCACAGCCCAGGAUUUCUUCUUCGUCAACCAGGUCGGCAUGAACGGCUUCAAAAUCGACAUUUCAGACUGGUAUGGCUCGGGUGGCGGACUCAAUGCUAUACAAGUCUACCAAACCCAAAUCUUCUCCUACGCUAUCGACGAGUUCAACAAGCCUAGCUGUGGAGGUCAAACCAGCGGUGCUUCUGCUACACCCACUGGAAAUUGGAUCCCCUCGCCUUCCCACGACAGUAGCUCCAUGUAUCUCACCACUACGUUGCCAAUUGAUCAGGUCGAUCCCGAUCAGCAGUUCGUGACGUUCCAGCCCGACAUUCCACAAACUGGAAACUACACCAUCAAGAUAUAUACUCCCGGCUGCCGCGGCGACAACACGUGCUCUACUCGCGGUCAGGUCACAGUCUUGGCUGACGUGCCGACCGGCUCGGGGAACACUACAGUCAAGAGAGAACUGUUUCAGACAAACGAGUUCGACAAGUAUGACACCAUCUACGAUGGUUUUGUUGACACUUCCAAUGGCGCUCGUCCAUCCCUCAAAUUGAUUCCGAUGACCAAUCCAAACCCUUCCGGCAGCAACGAUCUGACCUUUGUCGCUCAGAGAGUGGGCUUUGACAUCAAGAAUGCCACUUCCGGUGAUAUUAAUGGCCUCUUCGAAUACGAUGCCGAUGAGCAAAAAGUUGAGGAGGAUCUUUCGAAGUCGGUCAUUGUUGCGGCAGGUGCCGAUCUCAGCCCCACGCAAAAGGCAAAAAUAAACUCCAUGACUGCUGCCAACAACCGUUUGUAUGUUGGGGGCAACUUCACUUCUGGAAAAGGACUCAACAACAUCUUUGCUGUGGAAAACGAUGCCAAAGACGCUACAACACUUGAUGGUGAUGGGCUGAAUGGCGAAGUCACCAUCAUCUUCGGGACGGGUAACACAAUCUACGUUGGUGGAAAUUUCACCAACACUGAGAACAGCGCAUCGACCGGACUCAAUGGUGUAGCUGCUUAUAGCAACGACAAAUGGGAAGCUCUUGGCGCUGGUAUCAACGGCUUCGCUCUGCACAUUGUGCCUUUCACCAUGAACAUAACCGGUACCGAGGCGGAUGAGGUUCUCGGCAUCAGCGGUUAUUUCGACAGAGUCAAUGGUUUCAGCAACAAUCCCUCCUUCCCCGUCGAUAACUUCGCCAUCUGGGUCCCUUCACAAAAGAAUUGGCUGUCCAACUUGAAUCUUCAGACAGCCUUGAUCACAGGACACAUAACGGCCUUUGCCGAUAUUCCAAAUGCUGCUGCCCCCAUGAACCGGAUCUACUCAGGCUCCAUCUCUUCCGGUGCUCUCGGUGCAAACGGUGCAGCAGUCCUCGAUCAUGAGAACAACGCCCUUAGCCUCAGAGGCAUGGCAGCAGACAUUCGUGAACAACAGCAAACCGUGUCCCGGAAACGAUCUUUGUCCGAUAAUCACAACCUGAAUACUACCGGAAUAGUUACGGCCACCUUUUACAAGGAGAACAAUAUGAACAAGACAAUUCUUGGCGGUCACUUCGCAACGAAAGGAUCAAAUGAUGAAAACAUCACCAAUGUAGUCAUCAUCGAUGGCAAGGAUUCCAACAAGAUCAGCGGUUUCGGUGAAGAAGUCGACUUCAACUCUACUAUUGCUUCGCUCUCUGUAUCCGAGAACAUCCUGUACGCCGGUGGUAGAUUGACUGGUCGCAUCAGCAACAGUAGGGUCGCUGGAAUUGUUGCUUACGAUCUAGGCACCAGCAAGUUUGGCAACAUACAGCCUCCCGCCCUUCUGGGCACGAACGUGACUGUCAACGCCAUCGCCCCUCGACCCAAAUCCAAAGACAUCUACGUGGCUGGACGUUUCGAGUCCGCAGGAGCUUUGAGUUGUCCCGCCCUAUGCAUCUGGAACACUGAACGUAACCAGUGGCUUGCUCCCGGCAACUCUAUAUCUGGCGUUGCUACAUCCCUUACCUGGAUCUCGGAUACGAAGCUCCUCAUCUCCGGAAACCUGACAGUUGCAGACAAUUCCACAACAGUGUUUACAUACGAUUCAGCCACCAGCCAGUUUGAGUCCGUUCCACAAGCGGAUACGCUUCCAGGUCCUGUGACUGCGUUGAAUGUCGCGAACGCCGAAGGCACCCAAUUGUGGGUAGCUGGCCAGGCUGGGGACGGUUCGGCCUUCCUCCAACGAUAUGACGGCAGCAAGUGGCUUCCGGUCCAGGAUCAGUUCCAGCCGGGUACGCUAAUUCGAAGCAUACAACCCAUGAGGACCACGCAAGAUCAUGGUGCCUCGGAUCUGAUUGAUCGAAACCAAGUCCUCCUCAUCCUCGGCGAGAUACAAUUACGUAACAGUAUCUCUGCAUCUGGAGCCAUCUUCAACGGAAGCACCGUGACUCCAUUCAUCCUCACGUCUGGGCCAGACGAUCAACGCUCAAGUCUGUCUCAGAUGUUUGUCGAAAACCCUGAAUCGUUCUUCACGUCUAGCAAAAAGAGUCUUGCCUUGGGUUUUAUUGUCCUCAUCGCCCUUGCUAUCGCUCUCGCGCUUACCUUCCUUCUGGUUGUCGCUGGAAUCCUUCUCGAAUGGUACCGAAAGAAAUCUCAGGGCUAUUCUCCAGCUCCCACAAGCUACACGGAUCGUAUGGGCAAUGUUGGUCGCGUUCCUCCAGAACAGCUGUUUGGUACUCUAUCCGGUCCUCGAGCUCCAGCCAUAUGA
This is a messenger RNA of Periconia digitata, 4444 nucleotides long. The record is from the annotation of a GenBank genome assembly. Lineage: Eukaryota; Fungi; Ascomycota; Dothideomycetes; Pleosporales; Periconiaceae.